Messenger RNA from Asterias rubens (European starfish), 4047 nucleotides. RefSeq names its product structural maintenance of chromosomes protein 2-like. The record is from RefSeq and is a predicted model, not a curated record. Gene Ontology annotation, molecular function: protein binding; ATP binding; ATP hydrolysis activity. Bases 81 to 3743 code for a protein of 1220 amino acids. The transcript has 24 exons. NCBI's taxonomy places the organism in Eukaryota, Metazoa, Echinodermata, Asteroidea, Forcipulatida, Asteriidae. Gene Ontology annotation, biological process: chromosome organization. Gene Ontology annotation, cellular component: chromosome.
UGAAGUUUGUAUCCAAAUAAUAUGUAACUCUAAAAAAUCUCACUUUUUAACAGUUUUAAGGUAUCUAAUCUUGAUUCAAAAUGUUCAUCAAGGAAGUAGUCAUCGAUGGAUUCAAGUCCUAUGCACAGAGGACAGAAAUAAAAGGAUUUGACCCGCUUUUUAACGCCAUAACUGGACUCAACGGAUCGGGAAAGUCGAACAUUUUGGAUUCCAUUUGUUUUCUGUUGGGAAUCUCCAAUCUUACACAGGUCCGAGCAGGUAGUCUUCAAGAGCUUGUUUACAAGGGUGGACAGGCAGGUGUUACCAAGGCAACAGUGACCAUCACUUUUGACAAUCGAGACAAAAAGCAGAGCCCCUUGGGAUACGAGACCUUUGAUGAGAUCACAGUGUCCAGACAGGUGGUAAUUGGUGGCCGCAACAAGUACCUCAUCAAUGGCAGCAAUGCCAACAACAGCCGGGUGCAGGAUCUGUUCUGCUCUGUGCAACUUAACGUCAAUAAUCCACACUUCCUCAUUAUGCAAGGUCGAAUCACCAAGGUAUUAAACAUGAAACCUCCAGAGAUUCUUGCGAUGAUUGAGGAGGCAGCUGGCACCAGGAUGUACGAGAACAAAAAAGCGUCUGCCCAGAAGACUAUCGAGAAGAAAGAUGCCAAACUCACAGAGAUCGACUCGAUCAUGUCGGAGGAGAUCACACCCACCCUCACCCGUCUGAAGGAGGAGCGAUCCAACUACCUGGAGUAUCAGAAAGUGAUGAGGGAACUGGAGCAUCUCUCCCGUCUCCACAUUGCGUAUCAGUUUGUUGGCGCUGAGGAGAUGUCCAAGAAGUCCGCUGAAGAUCUGGGCAAGAUGGCUGAUCAGAUGACCAAACUCAGAGAGAAACUUGCGGAGAUUGACGCUAAAAUUGUGGAGAUCGGUGAGCUCAUCAAGGAUCUUGAGAGGCAGAGAGAUUCGGAGGCCGGUGGGGCCAUGAAGGAGAUUGAGAAGGCCCUUACUGAGAGACAGAACACUGACACUAAGAUGCAGAGCUCGGUUCAACAUCAAAAGGAAGCUCUGGCCAAGGAGAAGAAGAAUAAGAAGGCAAUACUUAAGAGCUAUGAAGAGGACCAAGCCACCCUGAAGGGCAAAGAGAAAGACAUCAACAAGAACAGUGCUAACUUUGAGAAAGUAGAAGCUUCAUUUAAGGAGAACACUGAAGCCGUUGCAGCAGCCCAGAAACACCUACAGGCAGUGUCCUCUGGCCUGUCAAGCAGUGAAGACGGAGAAGCAAAGACACUAGCUGAUCAGCUUAUGGCUUGUAAGGACGGAAUGAAUUCUGCGGAGACGGAUCUUAAGCAAGCACAGAGCAAACUUAAGACGGCCCAGUCAGAGUUGAAGAAGAAACAGUCGGAGGUGAAGAAGACGGAGAAAGAGUACCAGAAAGACACUGCUAACCUAGAAGCCGUGAACAAGAGCAAAGCAAAACUAGAGGCCGAGAUGAAGAAAGUCGGCUUUGAGGAUGGGAAAGAAGAUGCCUUGGUGAAACAGAAGAAGACUCUCGGACAGCAAGUAGACCAUCUCAACGACAAGGUCAACGCCCUAACUGCAAGAUUUCCCAACCUACAAUUUGAAUACAAAGACCCUGAGAAGAACUUUGACCACUCCAGAGUCCAUGGUCUGGUUGCCAGACUCAUCAAGGUGAAAGAUGUACGCAACGCUACAGCCUUAGAAGUGACUGCUGGCAGGAAGUUGUACAACGUUGUUGUGGACUCUGAGGUGACCAGUAAGAAACUUCUGCAGAAGGGAGAGUUGAAGCGUCGUUACACCAUCAUACCACUCAACAAGAUCGCUGCCAGGUCACUCAAUGCUGAUAAGAUUAAAGCAGCGGAGAAUCUGGUUGGCAAGUCCAACGUCCACACUGCCUUGUCUCUGGUUGGCUUUGAGAAGGACGUGCAAGCCGCUAUGCAGUUUGUCUUUGGCAGCUCACUAGUCUGCAGCCAAAUGGACCAUGCCAAGAAGGUAACUUUUGAUCCCACAGUUAGAAUCAGAACCGUGACCGUAGCUGGAGAUACAUUCGACCCAUCUGGGACCCUAACAGGUGGUGCAAGAGCCAAAGGGUCGACAAUUCUAGCCAAGCUGACGGAACUGCAAGAGGCUGAGGGGGAACUGAAGCAGAAACAGAAAGAGCUGGCGGCCGUAGACAAGGAACUUAACACCCUCAAAGGAGCCGCUGAUAAAUUCCGUGAGAUGAAGGAGCAGUAUGACUUGAAAGUCCAUGAGACAACUUUACUUCAGGAGCGACUCCAGCAGAGCUCCCAUCAUAAACAACUUGAAGAGAUUCAGACUCUUGAGGCCUCUGUCGGAGAGCAAGAAGCAGCUAUCCCAGCUGCCAAGGAGAAACAUAAGGAGCAGUCAGAGAAAUGCAAGAAUCUUGAGGCUAAGAUCAAAGACGCCAAGUCCUUCAGAGAGAAAGAGUUGAAAGAAGCGGAGGCAGGAGUCACCAAGGCUAAGAAGAAAGCAGAGGAGACGAACAAAGCCAUGAAACAAAAGCAACAGGAAAUGGAAACCUUGAGGCUCGAGGUUGAGGAUUUGAAGAAGGAACUGACCAAGUAUGAUGAUCAACUAGCUGCUGUAGAUGAAGCUAUCACUGGCUUUGAAGAAAAGGUCAAAGAGGUUGAGGAGAAGGCUAAGGAAACUAAGAAAGCCGUCUCAGAGACCAAGAAAGACCUAGAGCGACAGAAGGACCUGCUGAAGGAGAGGAACCAAGACAUCCAAAGCAAGUUGGGCGAGAAGAACCAACUUGGGCGAGAGGACCAAGAGAUCCAGCUAGAGAUGAAAGAGUUGGAGCAUCAGAUGGCCAAAUUCCAACGGGACAGCAAGGAUGCCGCUAAUAAGGUGACCAGCCUGAUGGACAAGUAUGAAUGGAUCGCUACAGAGAAGCAGUACUUUGGUCAGCCUAACACGGCCUACGACUUCAGUAACAGCGAGCCCAGGGAGGUCGCAAGACGGCUGCAGAAACUACAAGAGACCAAGGAGAAGCUGAGCCGCAAUGUCAACAUGAGGGCCAUGAAUAUGUUGAGCAAAGCAGAAGAGAAGUACAAUGACUUGAUGAAGAAGAAGCGCAUCGUGGAGAACGACAAGAAGAAGAUCAUGGCGACCAUCCAGGAGCUCGAUGAGAAGAAGAAUGAGGCACUCAAGAAAGCCUGGGCACAAGUCAAUAAGGAUUUUGGUUCCAUCUUCUCCACCCUUCUGCCUGGCACUCAAGCCAAACUGCAGCCCACAGAGGGGCGCUCCGUUCUGGACGGGUUGGAAGUAAAAGUGGCUUUUGGUGAUGUAUGGAAAGAGAGUCUGUCAGAGCUGAGUGGUGGACAGAGAUCUCUUGUGGCGUUAUCGCUGAUUCUGUCGCUUCUACUCUUCAAGCCAGCACCUCUCUACAUCCUAGAUGAAGUAGAUGCUGCUCUGGAUCUCUCACAUACCCAGAAUAUCGGUCAGAUGUUGCGAACCCACUUCAGGCAUUCACAGUUCAUUGUAGUUUCCCUCAAGGAUGGAAUGUUCAACAACGCCAACGUUCUCUUCAAGACCAAAUUUGUGGAUGGAGUUUCCUGCGUGACACGCUACGCCCAAAGCCCAUCAUCAAGUGCAGGCCGUUCUGGAUCCAGCGGGAGUGUAUCUGGAGGGAGUUUGAGCAGCAGGGGGAAGAGCGCCACCAAAAAGACUGCAGGAUCUAAGAAGGCUAGGAUGGAGCCACUGGCUGAGUUGGGACAGUAAACAGCCACAGGGUGCAGAGUACUCAGGGCGAUUUCAGGACUGGAUUUUCUUUUUAGAGAAGACAGGGCCAUUUUCAUUUUGCAUAGGGGCACUUCUGUUAUUGGAAAAAUCUUAAAGUUUGUGGGAAACUUUCGAAGGGGCACAAAGGCCAAGACCAGGGCAACUGAGGCCAUCGCCUUUCAAGUCUCGAUUUUCUUUUUUGAGAGGGCAAGGCCAUUUUCAUUUUGCAUUGGGCACUGCUAUUGGAAACAUUUUAAAGUCUAUGGGAAACUUUUGAAGAGACCAGGGUCCAAUUUCAUAAAGC